AUGGCGCUAGCUGCGCAGCAUUUGUGCACCGCCGCCGUCAGUGUCAGCCAGUUUGCCGUGGCAUACGGAGCUCCAUCGCAGUCUUUAACACUGGUAGCAUGCCGCGACAGCGUGGACGUGAACCGACUAAAAACUGAAAAAUUUCAACGCUUCCCUACAUCGAAAUCCGGCCGUAACCUCCAAGAUGACCUGAACGACUUCCUAGCUCUCAUCCCCGUUGACGAAAUCGUCAACAUCGUUCUCAACUACGUCGCCAACGAUGCUGAGGUGCAGGCCGCCCUCCAGUACCUCAUGUCUGACGAGUUCGAGAGCAUCGUCGUCUACGUCGACCAGCAGCCCGAGCUGUACGAUCUGCUCAACUUCCUCGAGUCCUCAGGCCUUGACCCCUACGGCUUCCUCAACACCAUCCACGACUACCUGGGCAUUCCUCCGAUUUUGAAACCCGCCAGCCGAAUGAGGAGGAGCAGCAGGAGCCUCAAGUCCAUGCUCGAUGAGAUCCUCGCCAUCCUCCCAGUCGACGAGCUGAAGGCUCUCUACAACGAGAAGCUGGAGAGCAGCCCUGACUUUGCUGAACUCAUCAACAGGCUCAGCUCGGACGAGUUCCACCAACUGGUGUUGCGCGUUUUGGAGCUGGACGCUGUGCAGGACUUGAUCCAGAUGCUGAGGGACGCCGGUAUCGAUGUGGACGCCAUCAUGGACUUCUUCAGGAAUCUCUUUGGUUGGGCUGAUUCUGGCUCUUUGAAACUGAGACACAUUGUCCCAGUGAAGAAGAUCCAGCGCUUCCCAGCAAAAAGAUCCAGCCACAACCUGCAGGAUGACUUGAAUGACUUCCUGGCCCUCAUCCCCGUCGACGAAAUCGUCAACAUCGUCCUCAACUACGUCGCCAACAACGCUGAAGUGCAGGCCGCCCUCCAGUACCUCAUGUCCGACGAGUUCGAGAGCAUCGUCGUCUACGUCGACCAGCAGCCCGAGCUGUUCUCACUGCUCCAUUUUUUUCCUCUGCUGCUCAACUUCCUCGAGUCCUCAGGCCUUCACCCCUACGGCUUCCUCAACACCAUCCACGACUUCCUGGGCAUUCCUCAGAUUUCUAAACCCGCUAGCCGAAUGAGGAGGAGCAGCAGGAGCCUCAAGUCCAUGCUCGAUGAGAUCCUCGCCAUCCUCCCAGUCGACGAGCUGAAGGCUCUCUACAAUGAGAAGCUGGAGACCAGCCCCGACUUUGCUGAACUCAUCAACAGGCUCAGUUCGGACGAGUUACACCAACUGGUGUUGCGCGUUUUGGAGCUGGACGAUGUGCAGGACUUGAUCCAGAUGCUGAGGGACGCCGGUAUCGAUGUGGACGCCAUUAUGGACUUCUUCAGGAAGAUCUUCGGCUGGACGUUUUAA
This is a messenger RNA of Schistocerca cancellata (South American locust), 1383 nucleotides long. RefSeq lists its product as uncharacterized. Bases 1 to 1383 code for a protein of 460 amino acids. NCBI's taxonomy places the organism in Eukaryota, Metazoa, Arthropoda, Insecta, Orthoptera, Acrididae. The transcript has 7 exons. The record is from RefSeq and is a predicted model, not a curated record.